GAAAUCACAAGAACUUCGUUAGUCUUUUUCCUACUCUGUCAAACACAUUGGUUCUAUAAAAAAAAAUCAAGGAAGCCACAAGUGUAUUAAUAAGUUUAUGCUAAAAUAUUUUAUCGCCUUUUGUGUGUAUUCUUGUAUCAAAAAUGUUGGAUAAAAGUAUAAUAUUAUUAAGUUUGUGUCUAAUAUCGGCAGUGAUGUCGUGCGGACAGGAUGAAAAUAAAGCUAGAUACGACAAUUAUCGCUUAGUAAGAUUAACUUUAAAGACGACUGAUCAUGUAGAUUUAUUGCAAGAAUUAGAAGAGGAAUCAGACUCAUAUACAUUUUAUGGACAUGCAUUAAGGCCGGAUCAAAAUUUGACAGUCCUAGUAGCUGCUCACAAAAUAUAUGAAAUGCAAGAUAUAGUCGAGCGUAAUGGGAUGGAUUGUACAGUUUUGCAACCAAACAUCCAAAAGCUGAUUGAUGAUGAAGAUUCCACUGUCAAGUCCAAAAAUACUCCAGCAUCAGAAUUCGAUUGGGAUCAUUACUUCCAUUUAGAAACUAUCUUUAGUUGGAUGGACAAGCAAAUUGCUGAAAAUGACUUUGUUGAAGCUUUACAUCUUGGAUCGACUUAUGAAGGACUUCCAAUUAGAGGACUCAAAAUAUCUAAGAAAAGUGGAAAUACUGGGAUAUUCGUUGAAGCUGGCAUUCACGCUAGAGAGUGGAUUUCACCUGCUGUUGCCACUUAUCUUAUUGAUCAGCUGAUUCAUUCCGAAGAUCCAGAAGUCGUUGACUUAGCAGAGAAUUUUGACUGGUACUUUGUUCCUGUUCUUAAUGCUGAUGGAUAUAAAUACACAUUUGAAAAAGACAGAUUGUGGCGUAAAAAUACAAAGCCAUAUGGACGAUGCAAAGGUGUUGAUCUCAAUAGAAAUUUUGACAUUCACUGGAGUGGAACUGGAUCAUCUACAAAGAAAUGUACUUAUGACUUUUGUGGUUCAAAAGCAUUCUCAGAACCUGAGGCGCUUGCAGUUAAAUUAUUCUUAGACGAAUUUGCUAAUAAAAACAAAAUUCAGACUUACUUCUCACUACACAGCUUUAGUCAGCUGUACAUGUUUCCAUUUGGAUUUACAACUGAUCGGGCAAGGAAUUAUGAUGAUCUAAAAAAGAUUGGUGAGAAAGCAGUUGAAGCCAUAAAAAAUACACACGGAAAAAUUUACCAAACCGGCAGUUCCAUCGAGACAAUUUAUCCAAAUAGUGGUGACAGCAUGGACUUUGUUUACUCAAACUAUAAUAUUCCAAUAGUAUAUACGAUUGAAUUACGUGGACCACCAGAAACACCCACACUGUUCAUUCUCCCCGCAGCAGAAAUUAAGCCGACGUGUGAAGAAAUAUUAAACUCAUUUAUUGCUGCUUUGAAGGAAGCACGACAACUCGGUUAUUAUAAACGAGAUGAGCUCUAAGUUGUCAAAUCAAGCGUCUCAAU
Molecule: messenger RNA, 1459 nt
Organism: Chironomus riparius
Lineage: Eukaryota; Metazoa; Arthropoda; Insecta; Diptera; Chironomidae
Source: the annotation of a GenBank genome assembly